AUGGCGCCUGGUAUACUACAAGCAACGGACCUACAGCAGCCCUUGACAGGCCAAGUUAAGCGUUCAGUAUUUCCAGACGGUCUGAAGACAUCCGGGCAACACCCCCCUGUGUAUUCACAAGUGCGACCUUACGAAGACUUCCCUGUGAUUCACACUGGACCCACAGUCUGGAAGGCCGAGGAUUAUCGAGAGAACCCGGAGCUUUGGACGCAUCGGUUCAGCCCAGAGGAAAUCGAUGAAAUAAGUACAAACUUCCUGCUCCCAAGGCUUUCCGCCCGAUUGGAAGAACUUCGCCGGGAUCUUAUCGAUGGAAAGGGAUUCUUUCUCUUCAGAGGCCUCCCUGUUCGAGAGUGGGAUCUGCAGAAGUGUGCAACUGCCUAUAUGGGACUUGGGACCUACUUAGGUUAUUUUGUCAGUCAGAACGGAAGAGGCCAUGUUCUUGGCCAUGUGAAAGACCUGGGGGAAGAUCCCACAAAGACCGACCGAGUUCGAAUCUACCGAACUAACGCCCGUCAGUAUUUCCAUACAGACGGAGCCGACUUUGUUGGUCUUCUUUGCAUCGCGAAAUCCCUGUCUGGGGGCGAGUCCGACAUUGCUUCAACACAUCAUGUGUUUAAUACACUGCAGGAGAGACAUCCCGAUGUCGCCCAAACGCUGUGCGAGCCGAACUGGUAUUUCGACCGCAAGGGUGAAGUCUCAGAAGGCGAGGAAGAGUGGAUUCGAGGCAGUAUCCUCUACCUUGAACAUGACCGCAGCGGUUUGAACCCCCGGGUAUAUGCGAAAUUCGACCCGAUGAACGUGACCUCACUAGCUCGGUUCAACUCAGGACCAGAUGCACAAAUCCCCCCGUUAUCUGAGAAGCAGAAAUACGCGUUGGAAGUGUUUGAGAAGACAUGUUCGGAGCUGUCCCUGCACAUGAUUUUGGCCCCUGGUGAUAUUCAAUUCUUGAGCAAUGCGCAGGUAUUCCACGCACGAACUGCCUAUACCGACCACCCUCCAGGUGCAGUUGAUGAAGAUGGACACCCUGCCCGCCGGCGACACCUGAUGCGACUAUGGCUCGCAGCUCCUGAGUCUGAAGGAGGAUGGAGACUCCCUUACCACGACACUUUGGAAAAGAAGCGGGGUGGCAUUCAAGUGAAUGACACACCACCGGUCUGUCCCUUGGAUGCCGAGUGA
Messenger RNA from Penicillium salamii, 1176 nucleotides. The record is from the annotation of a GenBank genome assembly. Lineage: Eukaryota; Fungi; Ascomycota; Eurotiomycetes; Eurotiales; Aspergillaceae.